GGUGGUGGUCGGUGGUGAGUGGUCAGUGGUGAUGAUGGUGGUCGACGGAUGUAUGAGGGAUAGAGUCUAGAGGGAGAGAAACUUCCCAGUCUCCGUGGAAUCUCUCGUGGACAUAUGUCCCAACAAACUCACCUCUGCAACAGGCUUUAGGAAACAAACUAAAGGGUCGUCGGUGUUAGUUCAGAGUUUCGACAAUCUGUUGGACUGAGCGUCUCAGCAGAGAAUCGAAAGCUCGGGAUCUCGAAACGGAUUGCGAACUCUUCCGGUUGAGUCCGUCGACCCUGCUAACGACAUGGAGGAAUACGAGCGGGAACGGAGAGCCAUUCAGAAGAAUCUCCUUGAAGCUCUGAAAGAGUGUCAGACCCGCUUCGGCUCCGGACAGGAGCUCGCCACGGAGCGCGACGCUCGAGUUGUGAUACUGUGCAGCUCCAUCGAGAGGGCUCUGGGUCACGGUCUGAGACCCCAUUCAGGAUCGAAGCAGUCAUCCCUGACGGACAUGGUGCGUGGCCUCUUGCAAACCGAUCCGCGCGGUUCGAGUGAGCUGUAUAGCUUCAUUGCGAGUUUUCUCACGAAGCAUGAGCUUGAAAGGUUCCAGAUGUUGAAAAAUGUUUCUACUGAGAUCGGCAAAGCUCGAGCCUGGAUUCGCUGCACUCUGAAUGAACACACAUUGGAGAAGUACUGCGGGAAGAUGUUUGCUGCGCAGGAGAAACCCAAGCUGGAGAAAUUCUACGAGCCGUGGGCUUUCAUGAGGGACGAAGAAUUGUGCGCCGUGCUUGAGACGAUCUCUCAAGGGAUGAAAAGCAUUCUCUUUGCGUUGAACGUCGACAGCAUGAAAUUGGAUCCAGAGGAACCCGUCGGUCCAGCUGUGGAAGCGAGCUAUAAAGAAGAUAUCUCGGCUCCGGCACCUGUGAUGGCCCCCGAUGCCCGAGAAUGCCAGAUCAGGAGGAAGAAGAAAAAACCCACGUCUCAAAUGGUAACUUUAGAUAGUGCACCUUCCUCGAUUGUUGCGAGUCCUGUCGAAGCUGGUGAAGACGCUUUCCUUCAGGCUUUCGGGAAAUCUCCAUCGAUGAAGGCCGGUCUGACGCCCAUCAGCGACUCGUUGGGACUCUCGUAUGGGGAUUUGAUCCCGGUGAAGUUCGAGGAACAGACCGAGGGCGAUGGUCAGAGUACCAUCAGUGGGCGUAGCGAGCGGACAGUCUCGGUCAAGAGUAAUGCUACGUCACUGUCAGAAGGUGAAUUACGGGAGGCGUUGGAAACAUUAGUCGAGCGACGGAAACAAUUGGAGUUGGAAAUCGAGAGGCUGAAAGCUCAGCUAUUGGAGGAGGGUGAGAAAGCCCGGCGAUCCGAAGAGAAAUUCCUUCGUGCCGAAAACAAGAAUACUCAUCUCAGCCGUGAAUUAGAACAAGUCAAGAAUCAACUGAAGAAAUACGUUCAUGCCGUCCAGAUGCUGAAGGAUGACGGGAUCAAAGAUAAUGAGCUUCGAUCAUUGGAAAUGUUACCGGAGAACUCUCUGGAGUCGAGCACUGCCUCCAACAACAGCAUGGGCUACGCCGUCGAAGAUCCCACAAACUACGAAGCCAAGCUUGUCCAGGUCGCUGAAAUGCAUGCUGAGCUCAUGGAAUUCAAUGAGCGACUCCAGAAACAGCUCGCCAUGAAAGAGUCCACGAUCAGACGGCUACGAGAAGAGCUCACAGACCUGAGAGGUCCAUUGGCUGAGGAAGACUCGUCCUCCGACACACAUUCCGUGACAUCUGAUUACGACACUGCCUCACAGUUCAGACCCACAAUCAAUAUAUGGAUUCCUUCAGCCUUCCUUGCUGGUCACGGCUCUGACGCCUUCCACGUAUAUCAGAUAUACAUCCGAAUCGGCGAGGAUGAAUGGAACGUUUACCGACGAUAUUCGCAAUUCUACUCUCUCCACAAAGCUUUAUCGAAAGGCCAGAGUGUGUUCAACUCAUUCGAUUUCCCUCCAAAGAAGAGCCUUGGCAACAAAGAUGCGAAGCUCGUCCAGGAGCGGAGGAAACGUCUGCAACGAUAUCUCCGAUGCGUGAUCAAUUGGUUACUUCAGGGGAAUUCCCGAUUAUCUCAGAAUUCUGAUAAGGCCACUCUGAUCGAAGUGAUGCCUUUCUUCGGUGAUCGAGACCAAGCCCACGUCCGCCGACGAAGAUCGCCAGUUCGACGCGCGCAGGAAGCCCAAUCGUAUUACAACGGACUCUAGUUCUAGCAAGAUGCAUUCAAGCCACACAUAUUCGAAGACUGAUAAAACCCUCCUGACAAGGGAGAUGUGCCGGAUGCUCUCGAGAUCCGCGCGGAGGAAUCGUACGGCACAAGUCUGUGUUGAUGCUUGUUGAUCCUGAAUGGUAGCGGUACCUUUCGUCAAGUCGUUGUACCCGAAUUCCAGUCGUUUCUGCUUGGCUGAAUCCAGGAGGCAUUCCGAGAUGGCAUCGGGACGGUCAGCUUGAACGAUAUUCGUGGAGCACCC
Messenger RNA from Galendromus occidentalis (western predatory mite), 2482 nucleotides. RefSeq names its product sorting nexin-29. Gene Ontology annotation, molecular function: phosphatidylinositol binding. NCBI's taxonomy places the organism in Eukaryota, Metazoa, Arthropoda, Arachnida, Mesostigmata, Phytoseiidae. The coding region runs from base 293 to 2218 and encodes 641 amino acids. The record is from RefSeq and is a predicted model, not a curated record. The transcript is spliced from 14 exons.